Molecule: messenger RNA, 1065 nt
Organism: Arctia plantaginis
Lineage: Eukaryota; Metazoa; Arthropoda; Insecta; Lepidoptera; Erebidae
Source: the annotation of a GenBank genome assembly
AUGAGCUUAUUGACGGGAUCUUUGAGAUGCUUAGUGACAGUUGCAUUUAUAGCGGAACACAGUUGUACAACUAAUGGUUUGCGGCAGAGUCUCUUUAAUCCCAUAAAUUUUAACAUAAAAACUAUGCAACCGAUUCUUAUAGUCCACGGUGGAGCUGGAGAUAUUCCCCAAAGUCGAGUUGCGGGAAAAUUGAACGGUGUUAAAGAUGCCGUCAGGGCUGGAUAUACGAUUUUGCAAAAUGGCGGUAGCGCUUUGGAUGCGGCAGAAGCAGCAGUCGCAUCUAUGGAGUUAGAUGAGAACUUUAACGCUGGUUAUGGAUCAGUUCUCAAUCUUCGAGGAGAAGUAGAAAUGGAAGCAAGUAUAAUGCGUGGUUCAGAUCUAAAUGUUGGUGGAGUUACUUUGGUUAAGGAGUUUCUACAUCCAAUAAAGAUAGCACACAAAGUUCUAACGGAUUCUCCGCAUUCUCUUUUGGGCGGCGAAGGAGCAAAAUUAUUUGCGUUAGAGAAGGGUUUUCAACCCAUUCCAUCAGAAUCACUUAUCACCGAGCACGCAAAAGAAGCAUUGGAAAACUUUUUGAAACACGGUGAUCAUGGCAGAACUGAGAUAGGUUCCCCCGACAAGGGUGGUGUGGGCACAGUAGGUGCAGUGGCAGUAGAUGCCAAAGGACACGUAGCCGCAGCAACUAGCACCGGUGGUAUGAGUGGUAAGGCAGUCGGCAGAAUCGGCGAUACUCCACAAAUUGGUAGUGGCACUUACGCUGAUGACAAUUUAGGUGGUGUUUCCACAACAGGUCAUGGCGAGUCCAUACUAAAGUAUUGCUUGGCUCACAGCAUUGUAAAACUCAUGGAAAGUGGGUUAGACGCACAAACAGCUACAACGAAAGCAGUAAAUGGUAUGACUUCUAAACUAAAAAACACGGCUGGUGCAAUAACGCUAUCCAAAGAUGGGAAUGUCGGAGUGCACUUUAGUUCGAAACGAAUGGCGUGGGCAUACGUAAAGGCCAAUUUAAUAUUUUAUGGCAUCGAACAAAGUGAAAUUUUAGAAGAGGCAUAUAAAGCAAAGUAA